Molecule: messenger RNA, 3505 nt
Organism: Closterium sp. Naga37s-1
Lineage: Eukaryota; Viridiplantae; Streptophyta; Zygnematophyceae; Desmidiales; Closteriaceae
Source: the annotation of a GenBank genome assembly
AUGCCUUCAGAGCCAACUCCGCCCAUCCCGUUUCUUCCUCCCUUUUUUCCUUUCCCAUUCCUCUCCUCCUCUCACCCCCUCUCCCCUCUCCCUCGUUCUCCCUCCUUCCCCCCUUCCGCAACCGCAGCGCGCGCGCAGACGUACCGCGUGAGCUCCAAUCCCGCGCUGGCGGAGCUGAAGCUGGCGCACCUCAACCGCUUCUUCCGCAGCCUCACCGUGGCUUAUAACGAGUCGGAGGAGUGGUGGGAGCCGGACCUCUCGGUCGACUGGCGAUGGGACGACCGGCUCAAACCUGUGCUCGGGCUGCGCACCGAGGGGGCUUGCAAGGCGUCAUGGGCAAUAACGGCCGUGACAGCAACGGAGAUGGCGUACGCGAUAGUGGCCUCCGCGUUUCCCGCUCUGCCGUGCGCGGCGCGCGUGUCGGUGCAGCAGGUGCUGGACUGCGAGCCGAGCAACAGCAGCUGCACUGGGGGCGGGUGGCCGACAUCGGCGCUCGAUUAUAUGGUGGAUGCGACCCAGGCGAACGGGGGACUGGCGACGGAAACCGCUUACCCGUACACUCAGAAACAGGGCGUUUGCAAUGCGACCAGGUCCAAGAAGCUGCUGAGAGAGAGCACGCCCAAGGCCAUCGGGGUGAUCGGGUACGACCAGGUGGACUUCUUUGGCUGGCUGGGACUCACACUCGCCGUGCAGACGCAGCCCACCAUUGCGUUUGUGAGAGGCAGCCAUCCCACCUUCCUGUCCUACCGCAAGGGGACUUACGAGGACCGAGCGUGUGCGGGGGGCGUGGUGGAUCACAGCGUGGUGGUGGUGGGGUAUGAGAUGGAUAACUACGACACUCUACCCUACUGGAUCGUCCGCAACUCAUGGGGGCCCACGUGGGGCGAGAAGGGAUACAUGCGCAUGGCUAUGAUAGGAGGCAUUGGUAUCUGUGGCAUUCACUCCGUGCCGGCCAUCUACCCCGUAAUUAAGACACCCUCCCCCUGCAACGACCAGAUCAACCCAUGCGGGUGGGGGGACUGUGCGGCCAGCACUGACCCCUCUGGCCCGCCCUACGUGUGCUCCUGUGCGGACGGCUUUGUGCCCGUUACCAACAACGACGGCACCCCCACCUGCGCUCUAGAUGACGUGUGCUCGUGGUUUGAGGGUGGCAACCCCUGUGGAGUGGGCUCGUGUCUGAGCGACAGCGCAGGCGGCUACCUCUGCCUCUGCCCGCCAGGAUUCAAGCGCGGCCAGCGUGCAGGCGGCACUGAGCUAUGCGUGCCCACCGCCGAGCGUCCGCGCAACAUCUCGUACCCCAUGGACGUGGACUGCGAGCUGGUGUAUCAGAUCUACGGGCUGGACGAGGAGCAGUUCCUCGCUCAGAACCCCAACCUGGAGAACGAUGAGGGCUGGUGCGACACAAUAUGGGCCAACACAGUCGUCAACGUCACCCUGCCACCCUCUGCUGUCAUCUGCGGCCUCUUCUACUCCUGGUCCCCUAACGACACGUGUGCAGAUGUGGCAAGCGGCUUUAACCUCACAGUCUCAGACCUGCAAGAUCUAAACCCGGGCGUGAACUGCUCUGUGAAGACAAAGCUCCCCGCAGCCAACCAGCAGGUGUGCGUGCAGGAGGGUGACGGGGCAGACUUCCCCAUGUGCACGCAGUUCUACACGGUGCUCCCAAGCAACAGCUGUGACUCCAUCAUGGCGCGCUUCAAGCUCUCCCAGCUCUCCUUCUACGCGCUCAACCCCGGCCUCAGCUGCGCCGCUCUCUUCCCGUACCUCAGCGGCCCGGAUGAGAACGGCGGCGACCAGCAGGGGGGGGAUACACUCAGCGGCACGCAGACUGCUCUCUCCCCGCCCCUCUCCCCUCCUCCGCACCUCUCCUCUCCCCCACACCUCUCCCCUCCCUCGCCCCUCUCCCAUCCCCCGCACCUCUCUCUUCUGCCGCACCUCUCCCAUCCCCCACUCUACUCCCCUCCGCUGCCCCUUUUCAUCCCCUGCCAAAUCGCCUCCCCUCCCCCAGGCUACGCCUGUAGCGCGGUUCCCAGCUUUGCGCUGCUACAGCCGAGGCAUCUGAACCGCGUGUCGAGAUAUGCGAGCAUGGGGUAUGACGGCGGGUGUGACUGCUGGAGUGUCGACCUGAACGUGGACUGGCGCGACCUGGGGGGCGUGCAAGGCGUGCGCAACGAGGGGGCUUGCAAGGCAUCAUGGGCGAUCACAGCAGUGAACGCGGUGGAAUUGACGAUGGGCAUGAUUGCAGACCAGCUACCAUCGUACGACAGUGCCUUCAACAUCUCUGUGCAGCAGGUGGUGGACUGCGAGCCGAGCAGCAGCAGCUGCAAGGGCGGGUGGCCCACGUCAGCACUGGACUACAUGGUGGAUGCGAGUAACGACCUGGGAGGGGUGGUGCCGGAGGUGCAAUACCCGUACAAGGGCAAGCAGGCCAAGUGCAACGCAGGGAAGAUCGCCACGUCAUCAACGCCACUGGGCUUGGCGCGCUAUGAGCAGGUGGAUUAUUACGGCUGGAUCGGGCUGCUGCUGGCCGUGCAGGUUCAGCCGGUCAUUGCCUUCGUGCGUGGAAGCUACCCGUCCUUCCAGAAAUACAAAUCGGGUGUCUACGACGAUCCCAAGUGCGCAGCAGCAGGCAUAGUGGACCAUGCAGUGGUGGUGGUGGGGUAUGAGUUCACGGGGUCGGAUGGGGCGGGCAACUGGAUCGUACGCAACUCGUGGGGCACCAAGUGGGGCGAGCAGGGCCAUAUGAGGAUGGCUUUUGCGGGAAGCGUUGGCAUCUGUGGAAUCCAUUCCGUGCCAGCUCUCUACCCCAUCAUUCAGGUGCCGUCCCCCUGUGACUCGCCGCAGAAGCCCUGUGGGGGCGGCGUGUGUGUGCCCGAGGACGGUGGCUACUCCUGUCAGUGUCCGGCGGGCUUUGUCAGUUACACCAACGACGACGGCACCGCGACUUGCGCCCCUCUGGACGCGUGUGGCACGCAGGCGUCCAACCCGUGCCUCACAGGCACAUGCAUCAACGACAACGCGGGCGGCUACUUUUGUCUUUGCCCGCCGGGAUAUGCGAAGGGCAGCCUCACGCUUGGAUGGGAGACCUGCACACCUUCCACCGACCCCCCCACAACGCUCACCUUCCCAGUGGACGUGGACUGCCCGCGCGUCUACCAGCUCUACGGCCUCUCAGAGGACGAUUUUCUCGCUCAGAACUCUGCAUUGUCCUCUCCAUGCGUCACCAUCCCAGCCAACACCGAAAUCAACGUGGCGCCCACAUCCACCUGCAUCAACUGCAGCCUCUUCUACUCCUGGACCAGCGACGACUCGUGCUCGGCUGUAGCGGGGCUCUUUGGGAUCGACGAGACCGAGUUGACUCGCUUGAAUCCGGGUCUAGACUGCUCAGGCAGUGGCUCAUGCCAGGCUCCCUCUCCUGGCCAGCAGGUGGGUUCCCCUCGUCGUCUUUCCCCCUCAUCUUUGCAUGCAACAGGGCAAGGGGCGAUGUCUGAGUCCAUUCUCUUUA